Podarcis raffonei (Aeolian wall lizard) is the source of this 1715-nucleotide messenger RNA. It is a transcript of the gene DUSP2, whose product is annotated as dual specificity phosphatase 2. The record is from RefSeq and is a predicted model, not a curated record. The coding region runs from base 59 to 1024 and encodes 321 amino acids. NCBI's taxonomy places the organism in Eukaryota, Metazoa, Chordata, Lepidosauria, Squamata, Lacertidae. Gene Ontology annotation, biological process: protein dephosphorylation; endoderm formation; negative regulation of MAPK cascade. Gene Ontology annotation, molecular function: protein tyrosine/threonine phosphatase activity; MAP kinase tyrosine/serine/threonine phosphatase activity. The transcript has 4 exons. Gene Ontology annotation, cellular component: cytoplasm; nucleus.
CCGCUUCCAGCCACCUUUAUUACUAUUGUUUGCAAGGAUUUCCUGGGCCAGUGCAAGGAUGGUGAUCGAGGAGGUGGUGCCCCUGGAGAGCUCCGGCCUGGCGGCGCUGCUGCGGGACCCCCGGGAGAGCGCGCGCACGCUGGCGCUGGACUGCCGGCCCUUCCUGGCCUUCUGCCAGGCGCGCCUGCUGGACUCGCGGCCCGUGCACUGGAACGGGCUGCUGCGGCGCCGCUCCCGCGGCCGGAGCGCCGUCAGCCUGGACUGGCUGCUCCCCGACCGGGCGCUGCUGGCCCGGCUGCGCAAGGGCGAGCUCAGCCACCUGGUGGUGCUGGACGAGGCCAGCCGCUCGCCGGCCGCGCUGCGCCCCGACAGCCUGGCCCGCCUGCUGCUCAACGCGCUCCUGCGGGAGGAGCGGGCCGGCACCUCGCACAUCUACCUGCUGCAAGGUGGCUUUGAGAAUUUCCAAGCCAGUUUUCCAGAACUGUGCUUGACGUCGCCAACACCUGCUACAUCGCCUCCUUCUCCAUCUCCUGCUCUCCAAAGCCCUGAAGACAACAGCACAGAAGCAGUUACUCCCUUGUAUGACCAGGGGGGCCCGGUGGAGAUUCUGCCAUUCCUCUACCUGGGCAGCUGCUACCACUCCUCCAACCGGGAGGUUCUGGAGUCCCUUGGAAUCACUGCUGUGCUCAACGUCUCCUCCAGCUGCCCCAACUACUUCGAAGGCCAGUUCCUGUACAAGAGCAUCCCAGUGGAAGACAACCACAUGGCUGAGAUCAGCGUGUGGUUCCAGGAAGCCAUUGACUUCAUUGAUUCGGUGAAGAACAGCAGCGGGCGCGUGCUGGUGCACUGCCAAGCUGGCAUCUCCCGUUCGGCCACCAUUUGCCUUGCCUACUUGAUCCAGAGCCGCCGGGUGCGGCUGGAAGAGGCCUUCGACUUUGUCAAGCAGCGCCGUGGGGUGAUCUCUCCCAACUUUGGCUUCAUGGGGCAGCUCCUGCAGUUCGAGACGGAGGUGCUGUGUCAUUAGCCCAGCCGCCCCACAGACCCAGCUGGGAGGGUGGGGCAACCUUCCUCUCUGCGGACAAAAAGACUAAUAAUGUGUGUUUUUGUUUACAUAUCCAAGCGGGUGCUGCAGCAAAGGACAAUGUUGUGGUUUUGGUUCAUUUGUUUUCUAUUGCACUAAAUCCUGACUUCAAUCUCAUGACUACAAAAGCAAAACAAGAGUGUAUCAGGAGUGAAGAAAAGAGGGUGGCUCCAACUGUGUGUUGGGAAGCUGUCCUGUCCCUUUGUUGGGGAAGAGCUUUAAGGCCAGAUCUCUUCAGGUGAUGCAUUCUCUCCUUCUCUGCUACAGUCCAAAGCCAGUGCUUAUUGAUCAUUACUGUCCACACACACCCCAAACGCAAAUAAUUGCAGCUUAACACUGUGGCAUCAUAUCCUAGCAAUGGCAAUGCAGCUGUGCUGCAAACUCCUGAUAGUAUUGUCAGAAGGUUUUCUUUUUUUGAGGUUGAAGCUACUUGGGGAAGUGGGAACUGAUUAUCGUAAUGCAAUGAUAUUGUGCUAAUCCAGCCUUCAGCCGUCUGGUGUUCUCCAGAUGUUUCGGACACUGGGGGAGUUGUAGAUCUGGAGGACACCAAGUUAGCAAAGGCUGGGUUAAGCCAUUGUACCCUAUAUGGUAUGCUGAUGUCAAAGUGAAGUAUAAAAUGUGAACAAGCCAGUGA